Messenger RNA from Myzus persicae (green peach aphid), 2931 nucleotides. Its product is annotated as glycine receptor subunit alpha-4-like. Bases 193 to 2322 code for a protein of 709 amino acids. Gene Ontology annotation, cellular component: membrane; neuron projection; synapse. NCBI's taxonomy places the organism in Eukaryota, Metazoa, Arthropoda, Insecta, Hemiptera, Aphididae. Gene Ontology annotation, molecular function: chloride channel activity; transmembrane signaling receptor activity; extracellular ligand-gated monoatomic ion channel activity. The transcript has 10 exons. Gene Ontology annotation, biological process: signal transduction; regulation of membrane potential; chemical synaptic transmission. The record is from RefSeq and is a predicted model, not a curated record.
UUGGGUGUUAUUCUAUUACACCUGCAAAGGGUCAGCGCCGUGUAAAUAAUAGUGAAAAAAAAGAACAGUAUACUUUAACCCUCAGUGUCCGCUGUAUGUUAUGUAACUACUCAAUGUGUAAGCUAUAUGUGUGUGUUAUGAUUGUUGUUUGGUGUCGAACGAGUCAAAACAUAUUCCGCCAUUCAAAAUGAUAUGGCGAGUCUAAUGACAAAUUUGUUUUUUCUGUACGGGAUUUAUGUUCUUCUUAUUAUCGGUCAGACCGCAUUGAGUUCGCAGAAAUAUCGGCACUGUUACUCGCGGCACCACAAACGAUCCGCCAACCCGACGUUCAGGUACCGGCCGCAUGUGUCGGAGUGCGCGUCGCCGUCCUCCACCGUGGCCACCUCCGCGGCCGCCUCCAACGACGACGGCUGCGAAGAAUCGCGCAGGCAGCCGGCCGAGCAACCGCCGGUACAUCGGCGGUUACCGGCACCGCAGACACCACCGGCCACGACGCCAUCGCCGACGCCGCUUCCGCCGGCCACUUCACCUGCUCCGCCUCGACUGCCGGCGAGCGCCGACGGCUGGCCGCCAAGUCACAGGCUACACAAACACCUGUUGCUGGUCACCGGGCUGGUGUACCACGAGGUCGUGAGCGAGUGCUCCGUCACGGAACAGACGCGCGACCUCCGCGAACUCGGCUUGACGCUCGAGCGGCGGGCCGGGCCGUUCGGCGCCGGUGACUUCGUGAUGGUCCAGGUGGGCACGGGCUGGCGGCUCAACGUCCAUCUGCUGGACGUGCUGGUCGACAGGCUGGGCAACGUGUCCGUGUACGCGGACAAGAAGUACUACAGCAAAACGAUGACCAAACACUGCCGGAACAUCGGCGACCGGUGCACGCUGCUCACCAACCUGGUGCCCGUCAUCGAGCAGCUGGAGCUGCGACAGGAAUUCGUCGUCGGCGGUGGCACCGGCGGCGGCAUGUACGACCCCGACUGGAUCCCGGUGCCCGCCGUGCCGCCCCUGCCCCGCAACUUCACCGGCGACACCGAGAAACAAAUCGAAUACCUGACGUGGCGGCUGUGCGUCCGGGACAGGCGUCAAAAUUUCUACUACAAACUCGAUCAGGACUCGCUGCGGUCUCCCUUGAGUGAUCAGAGCGAUAUUGCCGAGAGUGACAAUGUCGUCUUCGAAACCAGUUUGUCACUCACCGACAUACUACCGAUCAAUCCAAAGAACUACGACAAAAACCGUGCGCCAAAAGUACAAGGGCAACCGACCAUUGUCUACUUCCACGUCACCGUGCUGUCUUUGGAUUCCAUUAACGAAGAAUCCAUGACGUACGUGGCGGACAUAUUCUUGGCGCAAAGUUGGAGGGACCAGAGACUUCGACUCCCCGAAAACAUGAGCGAAGACUACCGCAUACUGGACGUCGAAUGGUUGCACGACAUAUGGCGACCAGAUUGUUUCUUCAAGAACGCCAAAAAAGUCACGUUUCACGAGAUGAGCAUACCCAACCAUUACUUGUGGCUGUACCACGACAAGACUCUGCUGUAUAUGUCUAAAUUGACGUUGGUAUUAUCGUGUGCAAUGAAAUUUGAAUCAUAUCCACAUGACACUCAAAUAUGUUCAAUGAUGAUCGAAAGCCUGUCUCAUACAACUCACGAUUUGGUUUUUAUAUGGAAUAUGACAGAUCCAUUAGUGGUAAAUCCAGAUAUCGAGUUGCCUCAACUCGACAUAUCGAACAAUAUUACUACUGAUUGCACAAUAGAAUACUCAACAGGGAAUUUCACAUGUUUGGCCGUUAUGUUCAAUUUACGAAGACGCUUAGGGUACCAUUUAUUCCACACGUACAUUCCAUCGGCGCUGAUCGUUGUCAUGUCGUGGAUUUCGUUUUGGAUAAAACCUGAGGCCAUACCAGCUAGAGUGACGUUGGGCGUGACUUCGCUAUUGACGCUCGCCACUCAGAACACUCAGUCACAACAGUCACUGCCGCCUGUAUCCUACGUGAAAGCCAUCGACAUAUGGAUGUCUUCGUGUUCGAUUUUCGUUUUUCUGUCCUUAAUGGAAUUCGCCGUCGUCAACAACUACAUGGGACCGGUGGCAACCAAAGUGAUGAAAGGAUACUCAGAAGAAGACAUCCGAGGAGGCGACGACUUCAAGGAACUGGACCCGAAAAACCGAAGUCCGAUCAGAAGUGUGGCCACCGUGGCCGCGGCACCGCAGUACCCGACUUUCUGCAACGGCCGCGCAAUCGCACUGUACAUCGACAAGUUCUCACGGUUCUUUUUCCCGUUUUCGUUUUUUAUCCUCAACGUCGCCUAUUGGACAUCGUUUUUGUAAGUGAGGUGCCUAGCCUACGGAUUUUCGCCCUAUCUGACUUCAUAAGACGUACAUAAUUAUACUCGUCACAUGACACAUUCUCGUUACAUAUGGCAUCGACACAAAUCGUCGCUGAUAUGCAUUACUGUCACCGUCACACGCAAUACACCUAAGACCUAACGACGAUGUAAAAUGUGUACAUUUCACUAUUUUUCUAAAAUUUGUAGGUACGAAAGGUAGAUGUUACUUUUCGUACCCACGAAUCUAAGAAAACUUAUAAAGUAUAUGCAUUGUGUACCUAUAGACGCAAUGGCUUGCAGAACUUGAAAUUUUUUAGAGGCUACCUAGUUUAAUAAUAAAUUUACGAUAGUAAGGCUUAUGAGUAGGAAUUACUAAAAUACUAGUCAACACUAAAUUAUUAUCCAUUAACUACCCCCCACCAGUCACCACCCUUCAAAAAAUCAGAGAACGCCUCUUGAUUACCUUCGGCCCUUUCGCCAAGCCACUAUUAAAUAUAGGUGUACCCCUUACCCCUAUCUACAUACAACUAUAUGCUCUAUUAAUUAAAUUAUUUUUUUAUUUUUUUUUUUUUAGUUAAACAUAUCAUAUUAUAUUAAGUUGCUGUAAUAA